Molecule: messenger RNA, 258 nt
Organism: Aspergillus chevalieri
Lineage: Eukaryota; Fungi; Ascomycota; Eurotiomycetes; Eurotiales; Aspergillaceae
Product: heat shock factor-binding 1 family protein
Exons: 3
Coding region: 1-258 (85 amino acids)
Biological process (GO): cellular heat acclimation
Cellular component (GO): nucleus; cytosol
Molecular function (GO): transcription corepressor activity
Source: RefSeq, a predicted model, not a curated record
AUGACUGAAGACGCUAAGCCAACCGAAGCCGUCGCCCCUCCUACGGGCGAAAAGGUCCAGUCGCAGCAGAACAUCGACGCACAAGGCCAAUUCAAUGCAGCAGUUGACGAACUCCUCGACCAACUACAGCACAAAUUCGAUAAUGUGUCAAGAGAUAUGUUUGGGAAGUUGGACGAUAUGGCGCACCGAUUGGACGACCUCGAAGCUUCGUUGACAAGUGUUACGGACGAUGCGGCGACGGCUACGCCGGCGAAGUAA